Labrus mixtus (cuckoo wrasse) is the source of this 806-nucleotide messenger RNA. Its product is annotated as histone H1.01-like. The record is from RefSeq and is a predicted model, not a curated record. Gene Ontology annotation, cellular component: nucleosome. Lineage: Eukaryota; Metazoa; Chordata; Actinopteri; Labriformes; Labridae. Gene Ontology annotation, biological process: nucleosome assembly. Bases 1 to 432 code for a protein of 143 amino acids. The transcript is spliced from 2 exons. Gene Ontology annotation, molecular function: structural constituent of chromatin; DNA binding.
AUGGACAGUCCCUCAGUGUCAAGCCUGAUCCUGAAAGCUGUGGCUGCAUCCUCAGAUCGUGGAGGUCUCUCCCUGGCAGCCCUGAAGAAAGCUUUGAAGGCUGGAGGAUAUGACGUGGUGAAGAACAAUGCCAGAAUCCUUGUCCCCAUCAAAUGCUUGUUGACCAAAAAGUCUCUGGUCCAAACCAAAGGCAGCAGUGCUUCUGGCUCCUUCAAGUUGAACAAGAAGCCUCCCAAACCCCGCAAGAAGACGGUGGUGAAAAAGAAGAAGCCAACAGCCAAAAAGGUCAAGAAGGCUGCUGCGGCCAAGAAGCCAAAGAGUCCUAAGAAGAGUCCUAAAAAGAGUCCUAAGAAGAGUCCUAAAAAGAGUCCUAAGAAGGCCAAACGGGCCACCAGGACCAGAGCUGCUGCUGCUGCUGCUGCCAAGAAGUGAAAACUCUCCUAAUGAACACAGAGUGCUGAACAAACGCAUUUUCUGGAGCAUUUAACUUGUUUUUUUUGGACUACACUUCUACAGUCAUUCCAAGAACUUAAGUAUGCUUUAUCUAUUUUACAGUUUUUCCAAAAAAAUCUGAAUCUGUUGUUUCCCACAUCUCCCUGUUCUUGGCUAUGAAUGGAAUAAUCAGAAGAAUCAGAAUCAGAAUCAGAUUUAUUGGCCAUGUAUGCUUACACACACAAGUAAUUUGUCUUCAGUAACUGUGCUCUCAAUUAUGCUGUUAUUAUAAGUUAUAACAUUAAAUAUAAACAUAAUAUAAGCCAAAACACUAAUACAUACAAGGCUAAAUAGUGUAGUGGUGAGUAGUGCAA